AUGGGCAACCGUCGCGGUAUUGCGCGAGUGACGCUGGUUGGCGAGGCCGUCAGCCGGACCAUUGUCUCAGCCAUGGUCAUUGUUGCCAUUGUUGUGGGAGCCACCAGCAUCUAUCCCAAGGGCUUCACGGUCAUGUUUGUCACGGCCGGUAUCGCCGUCGUUGUCGAGGGUGCUCUUCUGCUUCGUGCCCUGUUCUACCUUCUCAAGCCGUCCGCCUACAACUUGACCAAUCUGCGCGGCGGCAUCCUCAUUUCCGUGCAGUGCAUCCUCCUCGCCCUGUUCAUCAUUGCUGCCGUCUUUGCGUUCAGAGACUACUCCAAGGAGCCUGGUUACGAGAGCCGAAACCAGGCCGCCGUUUACGAUAGACGCAUUGCCUGUGGAGUUCUCAUCAUGGCGUCCAUCCUGUUUCAAAUCGUUCCCACCAUCAUCACUAUUGCCAGACUGUCUCAGGGCAGUGAUGAGGACAUGAAGAUCAAGAGCAAGGAGAGCGACGAAAAGGCUCACGAGCACUAG
Messenger RNA from Beauveria bassiana ARSEF 2860, 513 nucleotides. RefSeq lists its product as uncharacterized. Lineage: Eukaryota; Fungi; Ascomycota; Sordariomycetes; Hypocreales; Cordycipitaceae. Bases 1 to 513 code for a protein of 170 amino acids. The record is from RefSeq and is a predicted model, not a curated record. The transcript is spliced from 3 exons.